This is a messenger RNA of Hevea brasiliensis (rubber tree), 1991 nucleotides long. RefSeq names its product aldehyde dehydrogenase family 2 member B4, mitochondrial. The transcript is spliced from 11 exons. The coding region runs from base 83 to 1702 and encodes 539 amino acids. NCBI's taxonomy places the organism in Eukaryota, Viridiplantae, Streptophyta, Magnoliopsida, Malpighiales, Euphorbiaceae. Gene Ontology annotation, molecular function: aldehyde dehydrogenase (NAD+) activity. The record is from RefSeq and is a predicted model, not a curated record.
AAAGAAACAAUUUUAUUAUUUUUUAUAUUUAUAUAUUUUCUGUUUCUUUCGCCUGCAUCACAGACCUUCUUGGACACAGGCCAUGGCAGCUCGCAGGACAUCUUCCUUGAUAGCCCGUUCGCUCUCCUCUUCUUCUGGUGCUGCUUCUUUACUUCUCUCUCUAGGAAGAAAUCGUAGCAGGGGAAGAAGCAUCUACAGAUUUAGCACUGCCGCAGCAGUUGAGAAACCGAUCACCCCACCUGUUCAAGCAGUCUACACCCAACAUCUAAUCAAUGGGCAAUUUGUUGAUGCAGCAUCUGGGAGAACAUUUCCGGCAUAUGAUCCUCGCACAGAAGAAGUGAUUGCCCAUGUAGCUGAAGGUGAUGCUGAAGAUAUAAACAGGGCGGUAGCUGCUGCUCGCAAAGCAUUUGAUGAGGGACCAUGGCCAAAGAUGACCCCUUACGAAAGAUCGCGGAUUCUCUUGCGUUUUGCUGAUUUGGUUGAGAAGCACAAUGAUGAACUAGCAGCUUUAGAGACAUGGAAUAAUGGGAAGCCUUAUGAACAGUCUGCUAAAUCUGAGUUACCAAUGCUGUCUCGCCUGUUUCACUACUAUGCUGGUUGGGCAGAUAAGAUCCAUGGGCUAACAGUUCCAGGAGACGGUAAUCACCAUGUUCAAGUAUUGCACGAACCGAUUGGAGUAGCAGGGCAGAUAAUUCCAUGGAACUUUCCUCUUAUCAUGUUUGCUUGGAAAGUUGGUCCUGCAUUAGCUUGUGGUAAUACUAUUGUACUCAAGACAGCUGAACAGACUCCUCUGACUGCUCUUUAUGCGGCAAAGCUUUUCCAUGAGGCUGGUCUUCCUCCAGGUGUUUUGAACGUAGUUUCAGGCUAUGGUCCAACUGCUGGUGCAGCUCUUGCCAGCCACAUGGAUGUUGACAAGAUUGCUUUCACAGGAUCAACUGAUACUGGUAAGAUUGUACUAGAAUUGGCUGCAAGAAGUAAUCUUAAACCAGUUACACUAGAGCUUGGAGGGAAAUCACCUUUCAUAGUUUGUGAGGAUGCUGACGUUGAUAAGGCUGUGGAGCUUGCACACUUUGCUUUGUUCUUCAAUCAGGGCCAAUGUUGCUGUGCUGGAUCUCGUACAUAUGUACACGAGCUUGUAUAUGAUGAGUUUAUAGAGAAAGCAAAGGCGCGUGCCAAGAGACGUGUUGUUGGUGAUCCUUUCAAGCAAGGUGUCGAACAAGGUCCACAGAUUGACUCGGAGCAAUUUCAGAAGGUCCUCAGGUAUAUAAGAUCUGGAAUCGAAAGCAACGCUACCCUUGAAUGUGGGGGUGACAGGUUUGGCUCCAAGGGCUACUUCAUCCAGCCCACUGUUUUCUCAAAUGUUCAGGAUGAUAUGUUGAUAGCACAGGAUGAGAUCUUCGGUCCAGUGCAAUCAAUCUUGAAGUUCAAGAAUCUUGACGAAGUAAUACGAAGGGCAAAUACUUCCCGUUACGGUCUGGCUGCAGGAGUUUUCACCAAGAACAUUGACACUGCAAACACCUUGUCUAGAGCACUGAGGGCAGGAACAGUGUGGGUUAACUGCUUUGAUGUGUUUGAUGCGGCAAUUCCUUUUGGUGGCUACAAGAUGAGUGGUAUAGGCAGGGAGAAGGGUAUCUACAGCCUUAACAACUACUUACAAGUGAAAGCAGUGGUUACUCCAUUAAAGAAUCCUGCCUGGCUGUAAGCUACAGCUCCUUUCCAUCAUGAUCCAGCGUCUCCUUUUCAUUUAAAAAUUAGUACAUGCGUAAAACACUUGCUGUGAAAUCGUGCACCGGAGUUUAAAAAAAUGGAGAAAACGAACUUGUUUGUACCGACUUCUCGAGGAUUACAAUUUGCUCUCUUUGAAAAACCAGUGAUGCCUUGUGUUCUGUAUUUAGGGUCUUGAGAAACUGAUUGAAGAAUUAAAGAUUGAAGAUCAUCUUGCAGAUUUUAUUUUAAAAAUAAUAUAUGCUCGUUUUGUGAGUUUCUGUAAA